UCACAACACAUUUCGAAAAUUAUAUAGUCGCAUAUUGUAAAUUUUCAAUUAUCAAAAAAUCAUAGGUUCCCGUACGCCCGAUUCUGGUACUGCCUGGCCACCCAUAACUCAAUAGCCGCAUCUCGACUCCACUCCACAAAAUGUGCAAUUUUGAAACAAGGUGACAACCAUGCGAUUGAAUUUUAGGAUUUUCACAAUAGUUCAGCGAAGUUUCAAGAUUUCAGGCGGCCUGCUGACAACUUCAUCAUUAUUUAUUCAACGUGAACGUCACUAUUUCGAAUAUACCAAGCAAGAGAUCAUUGAAGACGCUGCCCGGCGGUACGUGCGACAAAUACAACGAAGCAUCUUGCGACUUAUACGAGAGCCCCAUUCAAUAAUGUCCGAGGCCGAUCCUUCUUCAUUCCGACGGCCGCAACCGCAACCACAGCCGCAGCCGCAGCCCGAGCAUAGUUUUGGCUCGCACAGACAGGGGAAGCCGGACUCCAAUUGUCGCACUUGCAACGACUUUAAGUCAUGGUCCAAGCAGCAGCGCAUAAUCUCAAAUGUGCAGAACUCCAAGGACAAGCACAUGGCAGCGGCAGAGAAGUUGACAGUAAACGCGGCCCAGUUGCCCCGUGAGGAUUGCCCGUUGGACAAAGUCAGCCUGGGCAUCUCUACCUGGGGCCUGCUGCACACGAUGGCCGCCUUCUACUCUGAGAAUCCGACAGACAACGAGAAGCGUGACAUGAAAUCCUUCUUUGAAGUACUAUCCCGCCUCUAUCCGUGCGAGUUCUGUGCAAAGGACUUCCGCACUGAUCUGACAGUGAACCCAAUAAAUGUGAACUCCCAAAAGGAAUUGUCUUCAUGGCUGUGCAUGUUCCACAAUCGAGUGAACGACAAGCUCGGGAAGCCGCUCUUUGACUGCACCAAGGUGAACGAGCGAUGGCGUGAUGGCUGGUUAGAUGGUUCCUGUGAUUAGAUGGAUUCAAUCAUAAGACUACCUACCCCUAACCGUCGGAAGGCUGUUCCGUUCCCCCCACUCCCUCCUCUCCCACGUAUCAAUGUUGAGAAGACUUGACUCGCAUAUUGCUCAACAUGCACACGACUCCGGCUCCUCCAACAUCUAGUCAGUGUUCAGGCAGUACUCCACUGGCGCGCCAAAUUCCCGCUGAGCCGCUUGCUUAUAUUUCCUUAUCCCCAAGCAGAUGGUUAAGCAAUUAUUGGUAAAUGAGAAGAUGUUAAAUUAUAUGUAUCAAACCAA
Drosophila obscura is the source of this 1240-nucleotide messenger RNA. It is a transcript of the gene Alr, whose product is annotated as FAD-linked sulfhydryl oxidase ALR. Gene Ontology annotation, cellular component: mitochondrion. Gene Ontology annotation, molecular function: flavin-dependent sulfhydryl oxidase activity; flavin adenine dinucleotide binding. The record is from RefSeq and is a predicted model, not a curated record. The transcript has 4 exons. Lineage: Eukaryota; Metazoa; Arthropoda; Insecta; Diptera; Drosophilidae. Bases 170 to 958 code for a protein of 262 amino acids.